Dentiscutata heterogama is the source of this 314-nucleotide messenger RNA. The record is from the annotation of a GenBank genome assembly. NCBI's taxonomy places the organism in Eukaryota, Fungi, Glomeromycota, Glomeromycetes, Diversisporales, Gigasporaceae.
AACAAUGGAAAAGAUAUGGCCAAGAGGUUUAUCGAAUUUGGAAUGCUCAGCUUUCUUCACUUAGCAGACGUGAUGAAAUAAUAUCUGAUACGGAAUUAGAAAGGCAUGAUGACUCUCGUAUUACGGAGUCUGGGCAGUACUUGCAAGAGCAAUUUAUGAACAAUGAUGACAAUCAGAUGGAUAUUGACGCUGAGAUCCAGGAAAUGAUUGAUUCAGCCAUGCCUAGCAACGAAAGGUCGCCGCACGUGCAGCUUUACGUUGUUGACGUCUUUCUUGAUUUCGUCGGAGCUUGGCCAGUUGAUCUUCAAUUCUAA